This is a messenger RNA of Homarus americanus (American lobster), 2548 nucleotides long. Its product is annotated as putative neural-cadherin 2. The coding region runs from base 524 to 1522 and encodes 332 amino acids. Gene Ontology annotation, biological process: homophilic cell-cell adhesion. Gene Ontology annotation, molecular function: Notch binding; calcium ion binding. The transcript is spliced from 9 exons. The record is from RefSeq and is a predicted model, not a curated record. Lineage: Eukaryota; Metazoa; Arthropoda; Malacostraca; Decapoda; Nephropidae.
AGGUGGGCUACGGUGCGUGUGUCAACCAGGGUGGGCGGGGGUGGGCUGUUCCUCACCCACCACGCCCACCACCUUCCACCUGCAUAGCUUCGUCAAAUUGGCUCUCUCCUUCACCCCUCUUGGCUACACCACCUCCAUUAGUCUCAGGUUCAGAACGCGACGUAGUGAAGGCCAGCUGGUCGUCCUGUCGUCCCGGGAUGGAGGUGACCGCUUCGGCCUGCAGCUGGUGGGUGGACGGGCCUGUCUCUUGCUCCAGCUGUCUCCAGACCCUCCCAGGACCAGCUGUCUCUCCUCUCCUCGCCUCACAGAUGGUCGUUGGCACCACCUUUCUGCUGCUAGACAGGGUUCAGCUACCUUCCUGACGGCGGAUGACGGUGACGGGGAGCUGUACCAGGCGUCUGUCUCACUCGAAGGGCGGCAACUGUUGUCAGUGGAUAGGCUGGAGGGCGUACACGUCGGGGGCACGGCAGAGUACGUGGGUCUUACUGUGGUCAAAGUGCACGGCGAUUUCUAUGACGGUUGUAUGGAUGACGUCAGAAUCUCCGGGCGUGGUGUGCCCCUCCCCCCAGAGGUCAACAAGACGGCGUGGGGGCGUGUGGGAGUGGCCAGGGGGGUGGAGGGAGGCUGCCGCGCGCCCCCUGCCUGUGCUAACGUUACCUGCCGCGCGCCCCUCACCUGUGUUGACACCUGGAGAUCUUACCACUGCGGAUGUGGUCAGGGCCAGGCAUGGGACGAAGGAACAACUACCUGUGUGGAGGCGGACGAGUGUGUGUGGAGGCCCUGUCUGCACGGCGGGUCCUGCCUUAACACCUCCCCAGCGGGCUUCGUGUGCGCCUGUCCUGUCGGGUUCAGCGGGCAACACUGUCAUCUGCCCGACGUGGGGGAGACUUCGCUCAAACUCUCCCUCGGUGCUCUGGUCGCUAUCGUCGUCUGGUGUACUCUACUCUUCCUGCUCAUCUGCGCCUUCCUGCUUCACCAACAUCACCGACGUUCAGCGCUGCGCAGGGGGAUGGCUGAUGGCAAGGAGACAUCUGUUAGCUGUAAAGAGCAGGUGGUGCCUCCCCCCUGCAGCCACGCCACACCUAACUUACUGGAGCUACAGCUGUUGAAGCCGCCCAGGACCAACGGCCAGCCAGCCUGGACCAGCAACCCAAAUAUUGCAGAUGUGGACGUCCUACAGGUAGACGCGGCGUCGGUCACCAGCAGCUUGGAGGAACAGCAGCGGAGGGGCGGCGCCUUCCACACAACACCCCUCACCCACCACCAGGCACCCUGUAGCAGCAACGUAGGUGACGCACAGAGAAGCAGUACCACCACAGGCGACACACAGAAGAGAGGAAGCCAGAAUGGGUGUAGUCGAGGAGCACCUGAGAACCCUCCUGCCGGCGAUGACCUCAGGAACUACGCCUACGAGGGUGAAGGGUCGUCUCCCGGGUCACUGUCGUCCUGUCUGGAGAGUUGCAGCGGAAGUGCCAAAUUCCUGGGCGGGUUCCGUGAGGUGGCACACAUGCUGGAAUCUUGACACGCGGUUGGCUCACAUGUAAGUCAAUCAGAGGCGUCGUCGACCAAAACAAACACUGCUGAUCACGACGUUGCCUCAGUCAGUGUUAUCCACAUCCCCAGCAGCAGCACGGAGCAGCUGUCUUUACCAGUCAGGAACGAGAUCAUGACACCUGUGGCGGCCACGGCGGUGUCUACUUCAGUCUCCGACCUCCCCUGUGCCUUCCACGUCGUCAGAUAGUGGCAUCGUUGACAGUGGAGCCUCGACAAGCGUCCACACAACACCACCAUUAAGUGUAUAUCGUGUUUUCAAUCUCAUCUAUCGAUUUUUUGAUGUUUAUAUGUCUUCACGUGUUUUACUCGGCAGCGUCGCAAAACUACCUGUAAAUAUUAUCCAGAAUUUAGAUUAUAUGUCUUUUUGUUUUGUUUGUUUAUCACUUCAGAGUCGCCGCUCAUAACACGUAACAACCGAGGUGUCACCGUUCACAGCUCCCGUAAAAAAAAUAUAUAAAAAAAUCUAUAAACUUGCUUCCUUAUUCUUCGAUGUUGCUUUUUUAUUUUCAUGUAACAUUGAUCCAAAAUAUAAACAUUUUAGCAGAUAAGAAUGUUUACUGACUUUGUUACUGUAAAAAAAUAAGAAUACUUAUACGAGUAAAAAAACAACAACUAAAAUUUAUACAAUACACUUCACUUAUUUAACGGUAUUGGAAACUUAAGGUGUUUUGAUUGUAUUGGAUGAGGCAAGAUAAUAAUUACUGUGGAGUCACCUGAACAUUACCCCACCACCACCACCAGCACAUUUCACCUGAUGAUUAAACACCCUAAUUCUACUUGGAGGGGUUAGAUUAGUGUUUGUAUUAGGUUAGGUUAGAUUAAGUUAGGUUAUCUUAGGGUUAGUGUUGCGUUACUUUAGAUUAAGUUAGGCUGUGUUAGGUUAGGUUAGCAUUAGGGUAUUUAAUGUUCUGGUGAUUUAAGCUGAAUGAAGGUUAAGUUAGGUUUCUUAAAUGUGGAAGGACACACACGCACACACACGCGCACACACACACAC